Molecule: messenger RNA, 1587 nt
Organism: Rhodofomes roseus
Lineage: Eukaryota; Fungi; Basidiomycota; Agaricomycetes; Polyporales; Fomitopsidaceae
Exons: 5
Coding region: 1-1587 (528 amino acids)
Source: RefSeq, a predicted model, not a curated record
AUGGAUGCCGAUCAGAACAUCGCAAACGCCGCGGAUCCUUCAGGCAGCACGCCUAUCAAUCUGACUGCAUCGUCUUCAACCGAUUCUAAUGAGGACCUCCGUACGAGAAUCAUAGGGAUGCUGGCCGGCACCCUCAACGGUGGCUUCGCGGAGUUGGGCUACCAUCCCGACUAUCUCGUGCAGCUUCAUACCAUACACGAAUGGAACACGCGUCUCCGCGAGGAAAAUGCACGCCUCUUCGCAGACAACAGGAGGCUCGCUCAGCUAAUCGGCAUGCAGAACCAGCGGCUCACGUCCAUCGCGCAGAACGGGGGCCCCAACGCGAUCAUACACGAUCUUCAAGGUCGGAUACAGGAGAUAGAGAUGAGUAGGCGGGAGCUACUGAGGCAGCAUGAACACGCGACACAUGAAGCCAUUACCCUGCGAACGGAGGUGAACCGCCUCUCCCAGAUACUACAGUCAAAAGGGAUCCCGUACGAGGUUGAGAAUCAUGUGCCGAGCGCGUCAAGCUCAAGAAUGAUGCCGCAGUCUGGUGUUGCACUGGGCCAUCACCCCGGGCAGGCGCAAAGGCUCCGCCACUCUCAGCUGCCCCCAAUAAACACGGCGUUCGCUCCGACGUCGACACAGGCUGCGCCCGUUCAUCAAGCCCGUCGACAGUCUUCUGGAGUUCCUGCUGCCUACCCAAGUCCUCACGCGUACUUCCCGUUCGCGCAGCCCUCAAUGAAUGGCCGCAGAGUCUCCGGCGGGCCAACGACACCCGCCAUCGGCCACGACCCUCGCGAAGUGCAGCGUUUACAGGCACAUAACGCGAGCACAUCGAGCUCGCCGCGCCCGAACAUCGCGCCGACGGCGGGCAUGCAGAAGCACAAAGCUGUUAUAGACCUUACGGACGAACCGGACUCGGCAGAAGGCCCACGAGCAGCGAAGAGGCCACGACUUGCUUCGGAACCUGUCACCAAUGCGACCGAAGCGAUCAAAGUCGCGGGUCCGUCCACCCCGCAACCGCAGAGCACAUUUGCGGAAGUCCAGCUGGCAAACAGUCAGGCGCCCCUGGUGACGCGGACUGGAGGAAGCACUCAGCCGAAUGGGGACCCGCCGGCAUCAACAAUUGGGGACAUACAAAUGUACUCCCCUAGACAAGAAGCGUCGCGACACGCACCCAUGGACGACGUUCAACACGAAUCGCAAGCUUUACAGAGCGCACCAUCCAUGCAGCAUCAACCGAUUGAAGGGAUACAAACGCUUGCGCAUCCCGAGUCAACAGCCGGGGUGCCAUCAGCCUCACUGCCUGUAGCAGAAAUACAACAACCGUCACAGGCGGCUCUCAAUCCGAGUACGGAGGUUAUCCAACAGUGUAUCGACGAAAAUUUCGUGGACAACGAGAAUGGGGACGAAGCAGAGGGCGAGCAGGAGCGCAAUGUUGGCGACGGGAAUCGCUGGGGCCUCUCCAACAAAGUCCCCGAAGCGUUCCCCGCCGAAGCUAGUACGGAAGACCUCGCACGCCAUUGUCAAGAAGAGCACCCGAAGGGAUGGCUGUUCCUCCUGCAGAGAUGUAUGGAAGACCAAGAAUCUGAUGAUGACGAAUAG